AUGGCCUCGGAUAAGAUUAAAGUUGCUGUGCGGGUUCGUCCUUUUAACAGGCGAGAACUAGAGCUUGGAACACAAUGUGUGGUGGAAAUGGAUUCGCAGCAGACGAUCCUACAGUACCCGCAGUCCACACACGACAAAGAAAGAAAACAACCAAAGACGUUCGCCUUCGACCACUGUUUCUUCUCUCUGGACCCGGGUCUCAACAAUUUCGCAUCACAAAAGACAGUGUUCGAGUGUCUGGGGCGAGAUAUCUUGGACAAUGCCUUCGACGGAUACAAUGCCUGUAUCUUCGCUUACGGACAGACAGGUUAG
Molecule: messenger RNA, 312 nt
Organism: Leptosia nina
Lineage: Eukaryota; Metazoa; Arthropoda; Insecta; Lepidoptera; Pieridae
Source: the annotation of a GenBank genome assembly